AUGUUGUUGAAGCGAAUUACCGCACUAUCUCUAGCGUCUCUCUUUGUUGGCAAGGCCGCUGCCGAACUUCCCACCAUUGACGUUGUUGGGAACAAAUUUUACUACUCUACUAAUGGAUCGCAGUUUUACAUCAAAGGUGUUGCUUACCAGGCCGAUAGUGCAAAUACCACCUCGGGCGAGUCAUUCAACGAUCCUCUUGCCGAUGCUGAUAGCUGUGCUAGAGAUAUCCCUUACCUACAAGCUCUGGACACAAAUGUCAUUCGUGUUUACGCUUUGAACACAUCUCUUGAUCACACGUCCUGUAUGGAGGCUUUGGACGCAGCUGGUAUCUACGUGAUUGCUGAUUUGGCUGAGCCAUCUCUGUCAAUCAACAGAGACUCACCCUCUUGGACAGUUGAUUUGUACAAUCGUUACGUCGACGUGGUCGACUUGUUCCAUAACUACACUAAUGUGUUGGGUUUUUUUGCAGGUAACGAAGUUACCAACAAUGCUUCAAACACCGAUGCAUCUCCAUUCGUGAAAGCCGCCAUCAGAGAUGUCAAGAAGUACAUCUCCGACAAAGGCUACAGAAGUAUUCCAGUUGGUUACUCUUCUAACGACGAUGAACACACCAGGGUUCCAAUGGCUGAUUACUUUGCAUGUGGUGAUGAGGAUGUUAAGGCUGAUUUCUAUGGUAUCAACAUGUAUGAAUGGUGUGGCUCUUCAUCAUUCACCGCUUCUGGAUAUGCAGACAGAACCAAGGAAUUUUCAAACUUGAGUAUUCCAGCUUUCUUUUCCGAAUAUGGUUGUAACGAAGUUCAACCAAGAAAGUUCGAGGAAGUCUCCGCUUUAUAUGGUAGUAAUAUGACUAGUGUCUGGUCCGGUGGUAUCGUUUACAUGUACUUUGAGGAAACCAAUAAAUACGGUUUGGUGAGCGUCGUUAAUGAUAAGGUGUCAACCCUCGCUGAUUACAGCUACUAUUCUAGCGAAAUUCACAAUAUCUCUCCAAGCUCGGCAUCCAUCAACACUGCCUCCACAUCUAGCACAUCUUCCCUAGCAUGCCCAGCUACCGGCUCAUACUGGAAGGCUGCCACGGCUCUUCCACCAACUCCUAAUGACUCCCUCUGUUCUUGUAUGUCCAGCUCUUUGAACUGUGUUGUCUCGAGUGACGUCGACUCAGAUGACUACGAGACGUUGUUCGAUUACGUUUGUGGUAUCGUUUCUUGUGAUGGUAUCACUGCAAAUGGUACUUCAGGUGAGUAUGGUGCGUACUCCUUCUGCUCUCCAGAAGAACAAUUGUCCUUUGUUUUGAACUUGUACUAUGAAGCUCAAGGUAGCAGCAGCUCCGCAUGUGAUUUCAGUGGUUCCGCCUCCUUGCAAUCUGCAACGACCAAGUCCUCUUGUUCUUCGGUCCUAAGUGCUAUCGGAUCCGAAGGAACCGGCUCCGCCAGCGGUAUCUCCUCCUUCACCGUCAGCUCGUCAGGCAGCGGUUCCUCCACCAGCUCCGCGAGCUCUGCUUCUUCCAGCGGCAACUCCACGUCCAGCACCAAGAAGAGCGGUGCAGCCGUCGGAUCUUCUGCUAGUUUAAGCCACAUUUUCAUGUCAGCCUUCGUUACAAUUGCUGCCACCGCUGGUCUUGGUUUUGUCUUUGCUUAG
This is a messenger RNA of Lachancea fermentati, 1635 nucleotides long. Lineage: Eukaryota; Fungi; Ascomycota; Saccharomycetes; Saccharomycetales; Saccharomycetaceae. The record is from the annotation of a GenBank genome assembly.